AUGAACGACCCCAGCCUCUACGACACCUUCAGCCAGGCCACCUCCCACACCUCGUAUUCACAGGACACCCAGACGUCCAAUCCGCUGGUGCGGUUCUGGUCCAGUACCACCACUGGCGCUGGGCUUGCCAGCGGCCCCGAGUUUCUCUCGGGAGACCCCCAGGACGUGAUGAAGCCGUUCCAUAGCCAGUCCAAGGGCCAGUUGAACAUCAACGCCCCCAGUUACAUCCCAGCCUACGCCAAAGAGCCCGUGUUCCCCGACGUCCCAGCCAGUCGCUUGCAGGCGGCAGAACAGGAGUGCCAGGAGUUGAAGGUGGAAAUGAUCCUCAAGAACCAGAUGAUCAAGAACCUCACGGAACAGUUGUCGGUCAUGGACCACGCACGGUCGCAACAGAUCAAGGAGUUGAGCUACCCACCUAUCGUAGGCAUGGACCAAUCCAUCCGCAUCCCCCACAACCACUACCAGUUGUUUCAGGACUUGUCUAAGACCUUACAGGAAAAAAUCUCGGAGUUAGAGGACACGCGGGAGAAAUUGGAGACCUUAAUCGUCAGUAUAUCCAUGGGUACCUCGGGAGUGCGGUUCACCCAAGACGGCCACUACGACGAGCAGGAGCUCACGCACAAGAUCGUCAGCAAGCUCCAGUUGCUCAAAGCCGAAAACGACAACCUCUUACAUAUGUUUAGCUACGGCACCACCACCAGUUUGAUGGUAGAAUUGGGAUUGUUGAGAAACGAAAAUAAAACAUUGGUGGAACGGUUACGUCAGCAGGAGCUGCAACGCCAAGAUACGCGAAAUCAGGAAUGA
Messenger RNA from Suhomyces tanzawaensis NRRL Y-17324, 804 nucleotides. RefSeq names its product Mum2p (gene MUM2). NCBI's taxonomy places the organism in Eukaryota, Fungi, Ascomycota, Pichiomycetes, Serinales, Debaryomycetaceae. The record is from RefSeq and is a predicted model, not a curated record. The transcript has a single exon. The coding region runs from base 1 to 804 and encodes 267 amino acids.